Molecule: messenger RNA, 1320 nt
Organism: Perognathus longimembris pacificus (Pacific pocket mouse)
Lineage: Eukaryota; Metazoa; Chordata; Mammalia; Rodentia; Heteromyidae
Gene: Garin2
Product: golgi associated RAB2 interactor family member 2
Exons: 6
Coding region: 1-1320 (439 amino acids)
Cellular component (GO): nucleus
Source: RefSeq, a predicted model, not a curated record
AUGAAGAAGAACACUAAAAAAUUGGAUGAUCAAGAUGCCCCUCCAAAGACAAAUGAACAAGAUGCCCCUCCAAAGACAACUGAACAAGAUGCCCCUCCAAAGACGGGCGACCAGGACACCAAACUCCACCCACAGCCUGACUCCCCUGGAAAUAUUCAAAAGAAAAUGGAUGGAGGAGAGUAUGCCCUUUUUGUAGCUCCUCCCAUGUUAGAGAGCAAUUUCAUUCAGGUCAACAGGAGAGGCGAAUCCAUUUACCUUCAUAAUCGAGCCAAUUGGGUGACUGUAGGCAUGUGUUCUUCCAGUUCCACUAACAAGACCCCCAACGUGAUGUUGCUGGCAUAUCUAACAUCGGGUACUCAAAAAGACAAGGGACCCUUCUUCAAAAGUCUUUUGACAUCACCACCUCCCUCUAAAGCAAAGCUGAUUCUCACCAGGUUUCUCCCUCUUCAGUUUGUGACUCUUUCUGUACAUGAUGCUAAGAACUUGCGCCUCAAAGUAAAGCUAGUGAGUGGCCGUGUCUACUACUUGCAGCUCAGUGCCCCUGCACACAAACAAGAGGCCUUAUUUUCCCAAUGGGUGGACCUCAUCUCCGUCCUGAGCCAGGAGAAAGCCAAAGCCCCCAAAGGGUCAGAAGGCUCAAGCGCCUCUGAAGUCACAAACAGCAUGGAAGUCACAGGCUCAGGAGACAUCAUGGAUAUCACGGCGUGCACAGGUCUGCAUAGCCCCUUCAUGUACACGUACACAGACACCUCCCGCAUAUCGGGGAGCAUAGAUUUCUCAGAGACCACCGAUGUCACGGACGUCACCGACGUCACUGACAUUCCAGAAAAUGAGCAUCCAGAGAUACCAGACAUAAGAAUUGUCACAGAAGUCACAGAAGUCAUAGAUGCCCCAGAAGACACACAGAUUCCCGAUGCCAUGAAUGUCUCAGAGGUCACAGUGGUAUUUGAAAAUGAUGACAUAAUACGGGCAAAACAACAGGAAAAGGAAAAAAUUGAGAAUAUCCUGAAACACGGAUGUCUACGAAAUACAAAAAGUAAGACUGAUUUAAGAGACACCACAAAACAUGUUACCAUCUCAAACAUAACGCUGACUUUCGAAGGGGAAAGAUGUUUUCAGACUACAUUGAUUCCUCCAGAACAUGAAGGAAAGAAACCUAAAGAUGACAUCUCUGCAGAAAAGAGAGCUGAUUUUAAAAAGAAAGCUCCCAAGGCUACAGAAUCUAGGUUCGUGAAAAAGGAUUCAAAGACUUCAGGCUUAUAUAGUAUUACAGUUUUCCCCCUGAUUAGCUUUUCUUUACCCUUUUUAAAGCUCAUCUAA